AUGGCUAUUGUAAAUUGUGAUCCAAUACACCCAGAAGCUGCAGAGUUCCAUGGCCUUCCUAAAACGGUGGAACUGGAAGAAAGUACAAAACCAAAUUCAAUUGUGGCUACCUUCUCUGUCAGUUGUACAAGCUCAAGCUAUGUACCUGUGACAUCACUAAGGACCAUCACCCCGAUGUCCUCUUUUUUCAACUUUUUAAACAUCUUAUCCCCCGGCAACUAUCAGGUGAGCCUUAGUCCCAGUGCUGCUCUAGAUGCUAGACUGGUGAAUCUGUAUGCCUUAACGUUCACUGCACAUUGUGCAAGAAAUCGAACAGAUGCUCAACUCUUUGUUCGAGUUAUUGAAGCAAACAGAUCAAUGUGCAUUGGAGGAUAUACUGACAUAGGACGGUUCCCUAUACAAGUCUCAGAGGAUGUUCCACCUGGAGAAAUACUCUACAGAACUGUCUUGAAGAGGCGGGGCACAGGCAACUUGACCUUCGCCAUUGAGAAUGCUUCCUUGCCUUUUGUCAUAACUCCAGGAGGAGUCCUGCAGACACCCGCCACAGGUUUCACUCAUGAGCAAGCUGGCAAGAUAUUCUCACUAACAAUUGUGGUCAAGGAUGAUGGUGUGACAAGUUGCCAAGUGCCUCUGUUUAUCCAGGUGAAUCCUGUUCACCAUAACAAAGUCAAUUUCACGGAAUCAUCAAUUGCAUGUUCAAUACCGGAAAAUGUACCACCCUUGAGCAAGGUCAUACAAGUCCGAGCCAAUGGGGAUUACGUGCUCUACCAGAUCAUCUCCCCAGGCACAAACUAUUUCACCAUUGAACCAGGCACAGGCAUCAUCAAGACCACAUAUUACUUAGAUCUGGAACACAAUCCAAGCUUAGCCCGAACCCAGCUGGUGGUAAAAGCCUACAAUAUGUUCAGUCAUACCGAUCAUGCCAGCAUCAUUGUCAACAUUACUGUGAAGCGGGAGAACUUGAAAAGACCCCUGUGUUCUCCUGCUGUGUUUGUAACUGAGAUUCCAGAGACUGUUCCCGUUGGGAGGAUCAUGUUCUCUCUGUCUUGCUAUGAUCCAGACAACAUCAAUAGUAGUUUGAAGUAUAAUAUAGUCCACCAGAGCCCACCCUAUGGCUUCAGAAUGGAUGGCCCAAAUCUGCAGGUGAACAGCAGUUUGGACUGUGACUCAGAAAUUAUGGCCACUCUUAAAUUUCAGUACCAAGCCACCAUUCUGGUGAUGGAUGAAGGAAGUCCUGCACAAAACACUACUGUACCUGUCCUGGUGACAGUAAGACAAGUGAAUGAGUUCCCCCCAGCAUGCUCACAACGGGUAUUCAGUGUGCCAGAGAAUACUGAGUAUGGCUACAGCAUUGGCAACGUCAAUGGCACUGACCGAGACUAUCCAUUCAACAAUAUUGAAUACAGCAUAAUGGAUGCAGAUGCUGAAAAGUUCUACAUUAAUAGCCAUACAGGUCAGCUGCAUGUACUUUUGCCCCUGGAUUAUGAAAAUCAGAGCGUACAUCGUCUGUCCGUCAUUCUAAAAGACCUGGAGAAUGAAGCCGCUCCCGCCAUUCAAAAGACAGCAACGUGUAAUGUCACAAUUUAUGUGCAGGAUGUGAAUGAUCAUCCUCCUGAGUGUGAAGAACCAUUUUUGCUGCGUUCCAUAUAUUCCACCCAAGCCAGAACUAUGAGCGUCACAGAGAUCAAUUGUAAAGAUACAGAGAGGGGAACCAAACUGACCUACAGCAUUGUUGAUGGCAAUGUAAAUGGGCGUUUUCGCAUGGAAGGAAAAUGGCUUUUCCCUAACACCUUUUCCUACAAUCGCAAUGGUAUAUAUGAUCCUCUUGUUUUUGUGCUUCUGGUACAAGUAACAGACAGCGAUAGCUUACCUCGCUUCAGCACUACAGCCACAGUUGUUGUUUAUGUGACCCCCUGGACCACAACAGUGCCUACUACCACCACAGCUACUACGACAGUCACCAAGAAGCCCACUGUUUUGCACAGAACUGUGCCGUACUGGGCACCAGAUCCAUGGUUUGUGGUGGUUCUUACACUAACUGGAAUUCUCUUAUUUUCUGCCUUGGGUUUGCUGUUUUGGAAACUCUGCUGGAGAAAGGCACCAGGAGGGAUAUCUCAGCCUCUACUGCAGGACAAGAGCAAAGAACUGGGAAAAAAUUACAAGGUGACAGAAGAAGCAAGUAAGGAGACAGGGAAGGAUUCUGCUGAGUUACAGAGUCUGCAAUACCAGUUUGAUGGCCGGGCUCAAGACCCUGUCUCUGGCCAAUAUUACCUGUUUGACAGCAGCACUGGAGCACGGCGCUGGGUGUGA
Molecule: messenger RNA, 2310 nt
Organism: Python bivittatus (Burmese python)
Lineage: Eukaryota; Metazoa; Chordata; Lepidosauria; Squamata; Pythonidae
Source: RefSeq, a predicted model, not a curated record